AGCGACUUAGUUUAAUAAUCUACAUAUCUCUUUUUGUCAAAACUAGAACAAAAGGACGGGUAAUUGUUUGUUUGACUGUAUUUAAUAAUGGCUGCAGGCUGCAUAACUAUGCGUACUUACUUUGUUCUUGAGGUGUAAACUAAGAUGGCGAGCUCUUCUCCAGCUCACGUGAAGCCAUCCCCGUGAGUGUUAGAGCUUUUGAAGAAACCAAAGCAACCACGCCCCUAACUCUCUCUCUCUCUCUCUCUUAUUGGUUUCCCUCUACAGCCUUCAGCUGAUAAAUCUUUCUCCUUCCACUGCUUUGGUUCUUUCUGGGGGGGUUUUCAUUUCAGCUCUUCCCUUCCCCUGCUUCCUCCCAUUUCCCAUUUCUCAUCCUCCACCAUUGCUUCAUUUUGCGCUUUCUGUUUCUUUUCUGGGAGCGGUCUUAUCAUCAUUAUUAUUCAGUCAAACCCUUCAGUCUUUUGAUAAUGACUGCUGCAAUGGGCGGGAUUCUACCCAGAUUCACUGCCAUGAUUCGAGUUGAUAUUCUUCCCAUCAGAUCCAAACCCUUGCGGUCUUGAUUUCAGGCUCUCCCUCUCUCUCUCUCUGUGUGUUUCUGAUUUUCAGGGGUUUGGAAAAGGAAAGAGCAAACCAAGAAUGGAGAUUUGGGUUCACUGUUGCUGGAAAAGGAAACGGCUCUGUCUCUCUUUACCAAAACCAUCCCAUUGAUACUCUCUCCUCUACUCUUUUUCCCCCCUUGAUUCUUCAUUCCCUUUCCUUCCCAUCCCUUCUUUUCCAGACCCGAAAUGGAACCCCUGGUUUCGACCCGCUCACCACACUUCUUCUUCGCCCUCUUGUUCUCCGCCAUUGUCAUUUCCCCAGUCAGAUCAGGCGACGCGGAAGCCCUAUUAGCCCUGAAAUCCGCCGUCGAUCCUUCCAACUCCCUCCCCUGGCAGCCAUCAGCAAGCCGCAAUCUCUGCAGCUGGGAAGGGGUCAAGGAAUGCAUCAAUGGCAGGGUCACCAAGCUCGUGGUAGAGUACCGCAACUUGAGCGGCGUCCUCGACGCCAAAAUCUUGAACCAAUUGGACCAGCUCCGGGUUCUCAGCUUCAAGGCCAACUCCAUUUCAGGCCCGAUCCCCAGCCUCUCCGGCCUAGUCAACCUCAAGUCGUUGUUCCUCAACCAGAACAACUUCACCGGCGAGUUCCCUGAAUCGCUCACCGAUCUCCACCGCCUCAAGGUCGUCGUCCUGGCCAGAAACCGUCUCUCCGGACCGAUCCCCGACUCGCUCUUGAAGCUCAAUCGGCUGUACGUACUCUAUCUGGAGGAGAAUGACUUCUCCGGUUCGGUCCCCCGUCUCAAUCAAACCAGCCUCCGGUUCUUCAAUGUCUCUCGCAACCGACUCUCCGGCCCGAUUCCCGUCACGCCUGCUUUGGUCCGGUUCGAUGAGAAGUCGUUCUCCGGCAAUGCCGAUCUCUGCGGCGAACAGAUCGGGAAGCGCUGCUCGGAAUUGAGUCCUUCCCCGAGCCCUAGUUCCGCAGCUGGUUCAAAAUCAUCGCCGUCGAAGCGGCGGCGGAGCAAGCUGAUCAGGAUCAUUGCUCCAAGCGCGGCGGGAUUGGUGGUUUUGAUCCUGGCAGCGGCGGUGCUUGUUUUGUGUCUGGUUCGGCGGAAUGGGAAGGCGAAAGAGAAUGCGGAAGCGAAAGGCAGAGACAGCGGCGGGGGAAGCUUGGGCGGCGGCGGCGGCGGAGAGAGCGGGGGCCCCAGUGGUGGAAGGCAAGCUGGGUUUUCGUGGGAGAAAGGGGAGAGCAUGGGAACACUGGUGUUCCUUGGCGCAGGGGAUCAGGUGAUGAGUUACAGUUUGGAGGAUUUACUCAAGGCGUCGGCGGAGACGCUGGGGAGGGGCAGCGUGGGGAGCACGUACAAAGCAGUGAUGGAGUCCGGGUUCAUCGUGACCGUGAAGAGGCUGAAGGAUGCGAGGUAUCCGACGGCGGAGGAGUUCCGGAGAGAGAUGGAGGUGAUCGGACGGCUGAGGCACCCUAAUCUGGUUCCACUCAGAGCCUAUUUCCAGGCUAAAGAAGAGAGACUGCUCGUCUACGAUUAUUUCCCCAACGGCAGCCUUUUCUCUCUCCUCCACGGACCAAGAGCCUCAGGAGGAGGAGGGAAGCCAUUGCACUGGACAUCAUGCAUGAAGAUAGCAGAGGAUCUAGCAACGGGACUCCUCUACAUCCACCACAACUCACUAACCCACGGCAACCUCAAAUCCUCCAACGUCCUCCUCGGCCCGGACUUCGAAUCCUGCCUCACCGACUACUCCCUCGCCGCCUUCCAAGACCCAAACUCCCCCGACGAGCCCAGCGCCGCAGCUCUCUUCUACCUCGCCCCGGAGGUAAGGGACGCCCGCAAGCUCCCCACCGCCCAACCGGCCGACGUCUACAGCUUCGGCGUGCUGCUGCUGGAGCUCCUGACUGGGAAAACACCCUUCCAGGACCUGGUUAUGCAGCACGGCUCCGACAUUCCCACCUGGGUCCGCUCCGUCCGUGACGAAGAGACGGAUUCAGGGGACGACCCGGCUUCUUCCGGCAACGAAGGUGGCGCCGAGGAGAAGCUGCAGGCCCUGGUGGCCGUGGCGAUGGCGUGCGUCUCGAUUCGUCCGGAGGAUCGGCCGUCGAUGAGGGAGGUUCUGAAGAUGAUAAGGGACGCGAGGUCGUCGGAGGCGCAGGUGGUGUUGUCGUCCAAUAACAGCAGUGACCAUUCCCCUGGGAGGUGGUCGGACACCGUGCUGAGCUUGCCCAGAGAAGACCAUUUGAGCAUUUGAUUGGAGAGAAGAAGAUUUUAUUUGAAUUUUCUUUCUUUUCACCCCUUAUUCAAUCUUUGGUCCCACCCCACGGCUUGCAUUUUCUUUGUGCUUCAAUUGUGUAAUUUUUUUGGUUCCUUCCCCAUUUAUCUAAUUCUUCUUCCCAGCGGUAUUUAAGAG
This is a messenger RNA of Linum tenue, 2951 nucleotides long. The record is from the annotation of a GenBank genome assembly. Lineage: Eukaryota; Viridiplantae; Streptophyta; Magnoliopsida; Malpighiales; Linaceae.